Molecule: messenger RNA, 705 nt
Organism: Oppia nitens
Lineage: Eukaryota; Metazoa; Arthropoda; Arachnida; Sarcoptiformes; Oppiidae
Gene: NP15.6
Product: NADH dehydrogenase [ubiquinone] 1 beta subcomplex subunit 11, mitochondrial-like
Exons: 3
Coding region: 62-595 (177 amino acids)
Source: RefSeq, a predicted model, not a curated record
AUAUAAAAUUUAUUGUUUGAAAUAUUCAUUUAAUUACUAAUAUAUUGAGAGAUCCGAUAAAAUGUUUGCAACGGUUGGCAAACAUUUGAUGAAAAGUCAUAUGAAUUGUGUGUUAAAGUCAGUGAAGACAUCAAAUAGGUUUUUAUCGAUUGGUACCAUUCGUGCCAUCAAUACAUCCAGUGAUAAGAAAGGACAUGAAGGCCAACAUAUACCCGAUGGUGGUAUACCAUCAUAUGUGCCCGGAUUUAUGGAUCCGCAACCUAAAGGACCUCAAACUGCCAAAGAGUUCGCUGAUGUCGAGUCACAAAAGAAUUGGAUCAGUUACGGCUGGGACAUCGGCAACAUGAAAGAAGACCGCUUUCUUAAUCGUUGGGCAUUCUUCCUAUUGGUGACAGUCAUCACUGUUGUUAUGCCUUUUAUUGUUUUUCAUUAUCCGGACCAUAACCUUAAGGAUUGGUCAGUUAGAGAGGCAUACCUACAACUGGACCGAAGGGAACGUUUAGGACUUGCUUUGGUUGACAGGAAUUUAGUCGAUCCUAACUUAUUAGAGCUACCAUCAGAUGAACAGUUAGAAGACACCGAGAUCUUCCUUUAAAUCAUUUAUCAAAUUGCAUAUAAAUUACAGUAAAUGAUUACCAUAUAUACUGGUAAUUAUGUAAUAAAUUUAAUAAUUAGUUGUCUUAUAAAUUAUAUUAUAGUUACUUA